AUGGCCUCCCGUUUCGCAUCACGGCCUGUCCUCAGGCAACUGGCCUAUGCUUCCAUAUUCGCAGCCACAGGAACCAUCGCGGUCUACACGAUCACAUCCUACUCCAACGGCCCGGGAAGGUCCAGAAUCCAAAACGGAUCGCUCUUGCCAAGGGACAUACCUUCAAGAUUCCCUCGAGUAAAGUCGAGGGAUAAACAGAUAUCCGACCUCAGACGCAGUACAAAUGACAACCUCCAAAAGAGUACACGAAGAGUUUCAAAUGCGCACCAUGAAGGAACAGGGGAGAAGGAAGAUGAGAGCGUAUACGACCUUCUCGUAAUUGGUGCAGGAGCUACAGGGGCAGGCAUUGCCCUGGAUGCCGCAACACGCGGGUUGAAAGUAGCCCUCGUCGAGAGAGAUGACUUCAGCAGCGGCACCAGCAGCAAAAGCACAAAACUCGUCCAUGGAGGAGUUCGAUAUCUCGAAAAGGCCAUUUUGAACCUGGACUACAACCAAUACAAGUUGGUGAAGGAGGCGCUGCACGAACGAAAAUACUUCCUCGAUAUCGCCCCGCAUCUCUCGACGUGGUUGCCCACUCUGCUACCCAUUCGCGCAUGGUGGCAGGCCCCAUAUCUUUGGGCGGGAACGAAGAUGUACGACCUGCUUGCCGGCCACCAGGGUUCGCCAGAAGGGUCGUAUUUUAUGACGAAGAAUAGAGCCAUUGGCGCGUUUCCAACGCUCAAUCCCGAUGGGAUUGUUGGGGCGCUAUGCUACUAUGAUGGCCAACAUAAUGAUUCGAGAAUGAACGUUUCGCUCGCUAUGACCGCCGCGCUGUAUGGUGCUACCGUGGUUAAUCAUAUGGAAGUCACUGGCCUGGAGAAGGAUGCCAGUGGGAAACUGUGCGGGGCGCGGGUUCGAGAUACCCUUUGCGAAAGUAAAGGUAAUAAUCAGGAAUUUACCGUACGUGCGAAGGGCAUAAUCAAUGCAACUGGGCCAUUUUCAGAUGCCAUUCAGAAGAUGGAUGAACCAACGAAAAGGAACAUAGUGGCACCUAGUAGUGGUGUCCAUAUAGUUCUCCCUGGAUGGCUUGGGCCUCAGAAAUUCGGCCUCGUCGACCCUUCGUCGGAUGGGCGGGUGAUUUUCCUCUUACCGUGGGAAGGAAAUCUGAUUGCCGGAACGACGGAUAAACCCUGCGAAGUAGAGAAAUCGCCCAUCCCCAGGAGUAAGGAUAUCGACUGGAUAUUGAAUGAGGUUCGGAAACAGCUAGCUCCGGAGAUCGAUCUGCGCCGUUCUGACGUAUUGUCUGCGUGGUGCGGUAUACGGCCGCUGGUCCUGGAUCCGAACUCAAAGAAUACGGAAUCUCUUGUACGCAGUCACUUAGUCACAGUCUCAAAAUCUGGCCUGCUCACCUGCGCUGGUGGCAAAUGGACCACCUAUCGUGAAAUGGCUGAGGAUGCGGUCAACAAGGCCAUCGUGGAAUUCCAACUGAAACCACAAGGACACCGUCUCCACCCUGAUAUCAGCGGCACUGGCGCUGACAGGACUACGCCCCUCCUGGAUGGCUCUUGCCAAACGCACACAGUGCCGGUCAUUGGCGCGCACGGAUAUCACAAAACCUUAUACAUCGAUCUCAUCAAGACAUUCAACUUUGACGCAGAAGUCGCACUGCACCUGGCACAUUCAUACGGCGACCGCGCCUGGGAAGUCGCCUCGAUAUCCUCAUCCGCAUCUUCUGCUUCCUCCUCCACCCCAGGAACUCCCACUCUUUCACCCGCCUCUCACGAACGCCUCUCGCCAUCCUAUCCAUAUCUCAAAGCUGAAGUCAAAAUGCCGCUGUCAAAAAAUGACCGCGCAAGACGGGAGAGCGAGUGGACCGAAACGGUCCACUUUCUGGCAACGAUGGGGCUACCUGUGGAUAUGAUGAGUGUCACGCGGGAACAGGUUGUGGCUGGCAAAGUAUCUGCGACGAUUGGUGGUGGUGGGAAUUCUGUGGUGGGCGGCGCGCGGGCGAAGGAACUGCAAAAAUCAUCCCCUCCAACUAAUGGCUCGAUCAAGAUUAGUAUGAGCCAAGAGGGGAAGCAAGAACGAACGAACGGAAAAGAAACAGACAAGUGGUAG
Molecule: messenger RNA, 2097 nt
Organism: Histoplasma mississippiense
Lineage: Eukaryota; Fungi; Ascomycota; Eurotiomycetes; Onygenales; Ajellomycetaceae
Exons: 3
Coding region: 1-2097 (698 amino acids)
Biological process (GO): glycerol-3-phosphate metabolic process
Cellular component (GO): glycerol-3-phosphate dehydrogenase (FAD) complex; mitochondrion
Molecular function (GO): glycerol-3-phosphate dehydrogenase (quinone) activity
Source: RefSeq, a predicted model, not a curated record